UUAAAGGAAAUUGACAUCCUCUGUAUGCAUACAUAGUAUAUGCAUAUAUCUAUAUUUAUGUCUUACUUUGCCUUAGUUUUAGUACACGAAAUAGAGCAGUAAACGAAAAAUCAAGAGCUACAGCUGAAGCGAGGAGAGCAGCGGAGAGGCAAGAGACGGUAAGGGAGGGGGAGGGCGAGUGAGGGAGAGAGAGAGAGAGAGUUUGAGCCCGUGACGCCGAGAUGUUCAUGAUCAUUCGAGAGACGAACGCAGCAGGAGGCGGUGGAGGAAUGAGCGCACCGCCAGAGAGGAGCGCAAAACAACCCCUCUAUCCCACCACCCAUCAGGUACAGGCCGCGAUCAAGAAGAAGCUGGAGAAGCAGAAGAAGCGAACUAACGGAAACGGAGGAGGUGCUAGUGAGGCUCAGACCGGCACACCUCAGACCUCUCGACGUCAGAAAUCCUCCGGCAUGGCAAAAGCAGCAUCCGCUGCGGAGAAACAGGAGUUGGAGGAGACCCUAGAAGAGAUGAUGGAGGGAGCAGAGAAGGCAGAGGAGGUGGAGGAGGAGAAAGAGGAGGUGGAUUCUGCGGACCUGUUGCCCAUAGUGGACUCUAUGUUUGGACAGGACAGAGAGCUGAGACCAGAGGAGAUUGAAGAGCUCCGUGAGGCGUUUGAGGAGUUCGACAGGAACAAAAAGGGCUACAUCAAGUGUCAAGACCUGGGGGAGUGUAUGAGGACCAUGGGAUACAUGCCAACAGAGAUGGAGAUCAUUGAACUGAGCCAGCAGAUCGGUGGAGGUAAAAUAGACUUUGAGGACUUUGUGGAGCUGAUGGGACCCAAGAUGCUGGAAGAGACAGCAGACAUGAUCGGAGUCAAAGAACUACGAGAUGCAUUCAAAGAGUUUGACUCUAAUGGUGAUGGUCAGAUCAGUUUAAAUGAGUUGCGUGAGGCCAUGAAGAAGCUGAUGGGAGAACAACUGACCAACAAAGAGAUCAACGAGAUCCUUCGAGAUGUCGACCUCAACGGAGACGGUCUGGUGGACUUUGAGGAAUUUGUGCGAAUGAUGUCCCGCUGACCAGCUGACUACAUCAGAUGGAUACAGGCAGACAGACAUUAUGCAACUGGAUUAGUUAACACACUACAUUGUAGUGAACAUUAUUCUUCUGCUCUUAAGAGCACUAAUCUAAAAGUGUAUUUUUGUAUUAAAUAAUUAAAAAAUGAAGAAAAAAAAAUAGACAAAUAGCAUCCAGCCUACAACUGACACAAGUAUUUACAUUUGAGGUGCAGCACAGUGUUUCAACUAUAAUACAUAUCAAUAGCUUCAUAGACAACCAUAUUUUUAUAUAAUCAGUGUUUGUCCUUUGAGUCAACUCUUGUUUGUAAAACUGUGAAACUUUUUUUAAAAUUAAAAACGUGCACAAA
Molecule: messenger RNA, 1402 nt
Organism: Larimichthys crocea (large yellow croaker)
Lineage: Eukaryota; Metazoa; Chordata; Actinopteri; Sciaenidae
Gene: cabp2b
Product: calcium binding protein 2b
Exons: 7
Coding region: 222-1055 (277 amino acids)
Cellular component (GO): cytoplasm
Molecular function (GO): calcium channel regulator activity; calcium ion binding
Source: RefSeq, a predicted model, not a curated record